Xyrauchen texanus (razorback sucker) is the source of this 896-nucleotide messenger RNA. RefSeq names its product neuromodulin-like. The transcript is spliced from 3 exons. Lineage: Eukaryota; Metazoa; Chordata; Actinopteri; Cypriniformes; Catostomidae. The record is from RefSeq and is a predicted model, not a curated record. Bases 16 to 642 code for a protein of 208 amino acids.
ACUGUUGCCAAUCCCAUGGAAGAGAAUGUCCUACAACCUCAGUGUCUCAUGUCACCACCUCCAAAUCAAAGGGCUGGUCCACGGCUUAGGGAUUUAGCAUUUAAAAGCAUUGGAAAGAAACGCAAAGGAAGGGUUGCAAGGGAUAAAUUGAGGCGUACAAGAGCAAGCCCAAGACUAGAUCUUAAAUCCAUCCAGACACACAGUGUGAAAAAACAGGUUCAAAUCUCAAACCAGACUGAAGAGAAGACCCAGAGAGAAGGCACUCGAACGCAAGAACCAGAGCAUGAGCUGAAACAGGGGUCCAGAACAGGAAAGAAGCCACCUGUCAUUGCUCUGGAUCCUAAAGCCACCGCCUCCUCACCAAAAAAGACCAGCAAAAAGCUUGAAGCAGAGGAAGAUCCCAAACUUAAAAAAGACAAAUCUGAUAGCAAGGGCAAGUGUGGGGAAGGAAAACCUGUUGCUGCAUCAGUAGAGGAUGAUGAUGAAGGAGAAGAGGAGGAGGAGGAGGAGGAGGAGGAGGAAGAUGUUGUUAAUCGUAUUAUUGGUGCAUUAACUGAGGAAGAUGAAGAUGAUAAUGAUAUAGAAGGGUUGUUUAAAAGCGUUGAAAGAAAAUGCCCUUAUUGCCAAGAUCCGAUUCCAUAAUGGCAUCGGACUUGCUAAUCAUGUUAGAGGUCACCUGAACAGAGUAGGUGUCAGUUACAAUGUCAGGCACUUCAUCUCACCAGAAGAGGUCAAUGCCAUUGAGAAGAAAUUCUCCUACCAAAAGAAAAAGAAAAAAGUCGCCAACUUUGACCCAUCAACCUUCAGUGUAAUGAGAUGUGAGUUGUGCAGUGCUGGUUUUGACACCAGGGCUGGUCUCUCCAGUCAUGCUCGUGCCCAUCUCCGAGACUUUGGCA